GGCGAUUGUUUCGCUCGACGUCGGUUUUCUCAGUUGGCGUCGCGAUUUCAUAGCAAUAGCUGGAAUUCGCGCAUUCACAGUGUUUUGCCGGCUUCCGUCGCCGGCAACGAAAAAAGUUUUCAAGUGGUUUUCAAUCAGGAAAUUUUUAUGAUUGCUGGAGAUUAAAAGACAAUUGAACGGCCGUCUGCAAUCUAUUAAACUAAGGUGAAUUGAGGCCUUGAGUGCUAAUUGCUGUUAAUCAACGAUUUAGUUAGCAGAAUUAUGACUCAGAAACUGUAAUCAAGAACGUAUCAAAACCAUCAGAAGACAUUUCAGCUAUGAUGAAUAUGCAGUCCACGCCAAUGUUGAGUCCCCAAAGUGCGGACUCAACACCGAAACGAGAUUGGAAACAGAGACUCAGCCUUAGGGACCACCGGAAACGAGAUACGGACAGCACUGUAGUCAAAAGGGGUAUCGGUCGGCGUUGGACCAGCUUAAAACAACAUCCCAAAUUAUUUUCAGAAUCGCCAAACGACAGUGGCACCGACACAACCACUCCUCUUUCAACUCCCACGUCCACAGCCACAACCAGCCCAUUUUCGGGUGGCGGCGGCACAUCGGGAAGCGUUGGAGUAUCAGGAGGUGAAAUUACCAGGAAAAGUAACUGGCAAGUGAUUGAGCAUUUUGGUUCCAAAGACAAAGGAAGUUUAUCUUCAAGUUUAAUAGCGGUUGGAAGCAUUACACGAUCGCCUCCUAACCGGGACAAUGGCUCCGGGCCAAACUCCCCGGAUCCAGAAAGUCGCGAAGUCGAAGCCGAUCUUCUGGUCUCGCCGGCGUCAAGAAAGGACAUGCCCGGAUUCUUUAGAAAGCUCCUGCGACUUCUCAGGAAACUAUGUAGUACUCAUCAGUUUAAAAACGAACAAGUUGAAAUGUUAUACCAAAGAUAUUUUCUGAAAAUGAAUCAAAGCAAUAUGACGAAUUUGAUAUCGCUGUUAUUGCUUCUCUGCAUCGGAUUCAUAUUGCUUGGCGCUGUGGAUUUUGUGCUGCCGCGAGUGGAGGAUUUUCAUUCCGCUUUUGAAGACUCACCCCGCUUAGAUUAUUUAGUUGCACUUAUGUGUACUUCGGCUUGCUGUAUUGCUGUAUAUGGCGUUUUACUCACGUUUGUUUCCAAGCCUGCGAUGAAUGAAGUGUACUUGAUUAUUAUAUCCUAUUUUAUUUUAUUUACCUUCGUAGUACUACAGAUCUGUAUAGCCAUUUUCUUUGGCAAAGGAAGACCGCUGAUUGGUGCAGCAUUUGCCGUAAUAUCGACAUAUUUAACUUAUGCACUUAUGCCGAAUCGACUGAAAGAUGCCGUUUUAUCUGGAGCGAUUUUAGCUGUGAUUGAACUAGUAUUAUUGAUUUAUGUAGGACAUUUAAGGAGAUUCUCAGAUGUAAUCAGCAAUUUUAUUAUUUUGUUGUGCGCUAAUCUCGCAGGCGUCUGUACCCAUUAUCCAAGAGAAGUCGCCCAGAGGAAAGCUUUUUUAGAAACAAGACAAUGCAUUGAAGCCCGCUUGAAAAUACAAAGGGAAAAUCAACAGCAGGAAAGGCUACUUUUGUCAGUACUGCCUCGACAUGUGGCAAUGGAAAUGAAAGCCGACAUUGCCGGUCAACCUAAAGAAGAACAAUUCCACAAAAUCUACAUUCAAAGGCAUGAUAAUGUAAGCAUCCUGUUCGCCGAUAUUUGCGGGUUCACGACCUUAUCGGAUCAGUGCACAGCAGAAGAACUCGUACGCAUCCUUAACGAACUGUUUGCUCGAUUUGAUAAGUUAGCAGCCGAGCAUCACUGCUUGAGGAUAAAACUCCUAGGGGAUUGCUACUAUUGCGUGUCCGGCUUACCCGAACCCAGGCCUGAGCACGCUCAAUGCACAGUUGAGAUGGGUUUGGACAUGAUUGAUGCCAUCGCGUUAGUCCGGGGAGUUAUGGACGUAAAUGUUAAUAUGCGAGUGGGCAUUCAUACAGGCAGAGUCCAUUGUGGCGUACUGGGACUUCGCAAAUGGCAAUUUGAUGUCUGGUCUAAUGAUGUAACUUUAGCUAAUUACAUGGAAAGUGGAGGAAUUCCUGGGCGUGUUCACAUAACGAAGGAGACCCUUAAGUGCUUAGGGAAUGAUUAUAUGGUGGAACCAGGGCACGGCGGCGAGAGAAACUCUUACCUUAAGGACCACAACAUCGACACGUUCCUGAUUGUGGCGCAGUCCUAUCGAGGGGGUGGUGUGCCUCAUCAAAGCCAUUCUAUGAACGGAAAUGUAGCCAAAGAAAUGAGAAUAAUGGGCCACGGUGCGCAGCACGGACAUUCCACAAAACCAUUCAGUGAACCAACAGAGUCGAGAGAGAAAAAUCCCGAAGACGAAGUGAACGAGUACCUCAUGAAAGCCAUUGAUGCCAGAAGCAUUGAUAGACUAAGGACGGAGCAUUGUAGAAUACUACUGUUAAACUUUAGAGAUCCUAACAAGGAAAGAAAAUAUGCAUUGGAGCGGGAUCGAAUGCUGACUCUUUACUUCGUUUGUUCUACCUUCUGCUUUGCUGCCAUAAUUUUAGUGCAAGUAACAGUAUUUAAAAGCAACAAGACUGCUCUGCUGUAUUCAGUUCCUGUAAUAUUAUUUCUUACAAUUAUUCCAAUAGUCGUUUACAUGGAUAACGUGAAUGCUAGGCAUUUCCUGAAGAAAAUGUUUUCAUUGUCCAGGAUGAUCCACAAAAACAGAAAUAUCGCUCAAAUUUUCUGUGUAUUUAUGGCUGUAUGCAUUUAUAUUCUAGUCUUGCUGCGAAGUCUGACGUUACCAGAAGAAAUUCAGUGUGUAAACGCCACUAUGAUAGAGAGUAACUGUACAGAUUUUUUAUUGAACUUUGAGGCAACUAAUGGAGUUGGCAGCAAAGAUUGUAAACCUUAUUAUUUAGUUGAUAAUCUUCUGCUUUUGGUACUAAUCUCCAUGAUAGCUUGUGCUGUAUACCAAAUACUAAUUUCGUUAGUAAAGAUGAUUAUUCUACUUGGUGCCAUGGCUGGAUUCCUGGCUGUUUAUGUUACAUACUCCAAGAAGAUUGAUUUAAUCUACAAAACCGCUUGUGUUUAUAAAUAUAGUGAGGAUGACACGCUAACCCAUCACUACAUCAACAUCGUAAUUCUAGUUGGAUUUGUUAUAGCGCUAAUUCUUCAUGGACAACAGACCGAGGCCACGUACCGGCUGGAUUUUGUGUGGAAAUUACAAGCGACAGAGGAAAAAGAAGAUAUGGAACACUUGGAAGCUUAUAACAGAAAGCUGUUAGCUAAUAUAUUACCAGUGCACGUUGCGGAGCAUUUCCUGAACACGGAGAAAAAUAAUGAUGAGCUGUACCAUGAACAGUGCGACUUUGUGUGCAUCAUGUUUGCUUCAAUUCCUAACUUUUCUGAGUUCUACGUGGAGCUGGAAGGAAACAACGAAGGAGUGGAGUGCUUGAGGCUUUUAAACGAAAUCAUUGCCGAUUUUGAUGAAAUCUUGUCUGAAGAUCAAUUUAGAUACAUCGAAAAGAUCAAAAGUACGGGAGCRACGUAUAUGGCGGCUUCAGGUUUAACCCAGAGCACUUGUGACAUGCAAGGAUUUCGUCAUGUAACCGCUAUGGCCGAUUACGCUUUGAGGCUUAAAGAGCAGCUCCAAGAUGUGAAUGAACACUCGUUUAAUAAUUUCCGAAUUCGAAUUGGUAUUAACGUUGGUCCAGUGGUAGCUGGUGUGAUUGGAGCCAGAAAACCGCAGUACGACAUAUGGGGCAACGCCGUUAAUGUUGCUUCCAGAAUGGAUAGUACUGGAGUAUGUGAUAAAAUACAAGUAACGAAAGAGGUUUACCAGAUUUUAAGUACAAAAGGUUUCGCACUUACUUGCAGAGGAACGAUCGAGGUGAAAGGAAAAGGCUCGAUGGAAACGUACUUUUUGGACGGCAAAUAUAAAGCACCGUCUACUCACAUAACAGUGAAUCCCCUGGCUGUCUCCCAAUCUAUGAAUAGUUCUGUGUUAGGAACCAUUUCAGAAAGGAAUUAAAAGUUAGCAUUUAUUAUUUAACUUCGAUCGGAUUCAUUAAGAAACUUAAUUACAUUUUUGGGCUUUAUGAAAAUUGGGUGAAAUUUGGGGAAACUUAAUCAGAAGGACAACUUAUAAAUUGGUGUAGUUCAGAUGAAUUUAUAAGUAUGUUAUUAGAUGACGAAUUGAUUGCAAUUUAAGGAUCAAAGUUCUAAGUGAAUCCGAUUUUGGAUAUUUUGGCGGAGGUAGAAUGUAUUGUACAUUUUGCAAUUUAGUAAUGGUGAAUUGUUUUGCUACUCCAGUUGUUCCUCAGUUCAGUUGCUCCCAAAUUGUUCCUCAAGAAGAAAGAGGGAAGAAACAAUAGAUUCAAAAUGAUUAAGUUCAAUAGAUGAUGACCCUCAAACAACCAGAUAAUUUUUCUCCUGAUGUACAAAAUCAAUCUUCCUAGGCACUUUUAUUUUAAUAACAAAAAAUGUCAUAUGCCUUAUAGAUCCAAUUCAUUUUAGCACUUAUAUUAAAAUACAGAAUCUGUAUUAAUUGUAAGGAAUGGCAAAACUGUGGGCAACAGUUAAUAUAAAUUUAAAUUCAGUUGAGAAAAGUUACAAUGUUAGAGAUCGCGACUAUUUGCCAAUAAAAAAAUGCAUUUAGUUGCAAUUACAAAAAAAAUUAUAGGAAAUGUCCUUUCUUUUCAGAAUAAAUUUAGUGUCUUUUUUUUAUCAAAAUUUCUCAUAAACUGUUUCUCCUAGUCAAACUGAUUUUGACAGAGAGAAAAAGAAGAAAACUUUAAGUGAAUGAAUCAAAAAGAUGAAAAUUUUAAGUCCAAAUCUUAAAGUUCGUGUAACGGAAAGAGAAAAAACCACACAGUAUUUUCGAGCCGAUGGUCCAUCGAAAUGAAUCCAAGACAAAUAUGUCUGGCAAUACAUAAUAGCACUAAAUUGGCUUUUGUACCUAUCCAAUACUUGUAUUUAUGGUUCUGCUUUAUUCCUCUCAUGUAGUCACCAACAUGAAAAUGCUCUAUUUGAAACUGUAAAAGUAGUUAUUUUGAGUUCUGAUUGAUCAGCGCCUUUAAAAGUACCGAAAUAUGAAUUUUAUAUAUAUGUUAUGCAUAGCAAGUAUUUCAUACUUUUUCAAAAAAUGGCAGACAAAAUAUUUUAGUCAAAGGUUUUGUUGGACUUAACAAGGCAAUAAAGUAGUUAAAAAUAAAAUGUUGGGCUAAAUAUCAAAUAGACGAUGUAAAUUAAUGCAAUAUAAAAUUGUAAUCUCACAUAGGUUACAGUGUAUAGAGAAUUAAAAUGUGAUGUGUUCGAUGUAUAUUGGAUCCUGAAUCACAUUUGACAGUAAUGUUUUUUUUUUCAGGAAAAAAUAGCAUUAUUAUUUAACACUCCAGUUACCACAAUAGUGCUUCUUAUUGAAUUUUAAGGACCAAAAACUGUUGAGGUAUUUUACAGCUGUAUAUACCGAACAUCAUUGAAUAUUUUUGUGUUUUUGAUAAUCAAUACCUACUUUUCUUAUCGCCAACGGAAAUAUUAUCAAUACAUAUUUCGAAAAACCAUGCCACAUCUUGCUAACUUGUAACCAUGCAUAUACCUCCAUCAAAACAUUUAACAAUAAACGACGGCUUCUGAAUGUAACAAAAUGUCUGUGUAGUUACUCUGUAGUUAGUAGGUACUCUCUAUGGCCUAAUAUUUCAACACUUCUGAUAGUUCCCAAAGGUUGUGAUUUGUGAUGGAGUCUUAUUGUUGUAUAAUUGUACUAUACCAAAUGAAAAUUAAAUAUAUUGAGAGCAAAUGAAAAUUAAGCAUAAGAUUUAAAAUAUGUGUGCAGCUUUGAAGUUCGUUAUUUAUUGCUCAUUAUAUGGAAAUUUAUAUGGUAUAAUUUAAUUUAACUUUGAAGUAUGACCGAUAAGUUAAAUUAUACGAAAAUAUUUCAACUAAUUAGUUUUUUAAUAGUCCUCCGCAGGAAUUGCGCAAGAGGUCAGUGUUUCGUAUUUAUUACCCUCGAUUCCAUCAAAGUCGAUUCCAUCAAAUCAAACAUAUACAAACUCACUGUCCUGAGAUAUAUUUUAGAAGAUAAAAUGUAUGUAAAGUGUUAUAGAAAUGGAGCAAAAGAUAUCGGAAUAUCGUGAUGGAAUUUGUAUAAAAAGAAAAUAAUCCUAUAUUUGUUCAAACUAUUACUGGCGAAAAUUAUGCAUAAUUUCAACUUAACUUUGAAAUUUAAUCAUUUAUUUUAAUGAUUCAUUCUGAAACCAUAAUACCAAACAUAAUUAAAAUUCGAAACUUUUUCCUUUUAGGAAAUUUAUCUGUAGAAUAGCAAGUAGAUAUAGUCCAACAGAAACAUUUUCAAAAUAGUACAAAACCAGAAGUUAAACUAAGUUAAAUAAUUUGUAAAACUUGUGUAAGCACGUCCAAUAUGUAAAACAAUGCAUUGUAGGUGAAACAUUGUAAAAUAUAAAAUACUGAUUGUACAAGCCGUUGUUUACUUGUUAGCUUAAAAUACUCUUGUACAUAUAAACUGUUUCUUAAAGUUUAUUUUUAUGUAUAGAAUGAUUUUUUAAUAAAAUAUGACGCAUUA
Molecule: messenger RNA, 6572 nt
Organism: Dendroctonus ponderosae (mountain pine beetle)
Lineage: Eukaryota; Metazoa; Arthropoda; Insecta; Coleoptera; Curculionidae
Product: adenylate cyclase type 6
Exons: 28
Coding region: 318-4022 (1234 amino acids)
Biological process (GO): cAMP biosynthetic process; intracellular signal transduction; adenylate cyclase-inhibiting G protein-coupled receptor signaling pathway
Cellular component (GO): plasma membrane
Molecular function (GO): adenylate cyclase activity
Source: RefSeq, a predicted model, not a curated record